Carassius auratus (goldfish) is the source of this 4843-nucleotide messenger RNA. RefSeq names its product myotubularin-related protein 5-like. Gene Ontology annotation, molecular function: guanyl-nucleotide exchange factor activity. The record is from RefSeq and is a predicted model, not a curated record. Lineage: Eukaryota; Metazoa; Chordata; Actinopteri; Cypriniformes; Cyprinidae. Gene Ontology annotation, cellular component: membrane; cytoplasm.
AAGGAGAUUCGCGCCGUCUUCCUGUGGCUCUUCGCACAUCUCCUUCAGGGCUAUCGAUGGUGUCUCCAUAUAAUCCGAAUCCACCCUGAGCCCGCCAUAUGCUUCCAUAAGGCUGCAUUUUUGGGGCAGAGAGCACUAACUGAGGAUGACUUCCUGAUGAAGGUGCUGGACGGCAUGGCAUUUGCUGGGUUCGUGUCUGAGCGGGGUCCUCCAUACCGAGCCACAGACCUGUUUGAUGAUCUCAUAGCCAAUCAGGUGGAGCGCAUUCGACAGGAGACAGGAGAUCCUCAUAAAGUGAUGAAGCAUAUUAAAGAGCUGGCAGAUCACCUUUUCAAAAAUGAAAACCCAUACCCGGCAGUAAGCAUGCACAGAGUUCAGAGAACAGCUGAACACGCAAAGCCCCGCUUCCCACAGACCCCUUUCCCGCAUCUAGACGAGGUCUCCGUGCAGCUCUUUAUAGACCAUGCGACGGCAAAACUCAAAACAGCGCCACCUGUGGUCAAAGCCGAACUGAAGAGCAUGGUCCCAUCCGGACCUCCACUGGCUGACAUAGUGGACAGAAACGGGAAUGUGCUGGCCAACAGCGCCAGGAGGUUAGAGGUGGUCAGGAACUGCAUCACAUAUAUAUUUGACAACAAGAUGCUGGAAGCCAAGAAGUUAAUGCCGGCAGUAUUACGGGCUCUGAAAGGUCGGGCGGCACGGGUCUGUCUGACCCAGGAGCUGAACCUGCAUGUGCUGCAGAACAGGGCGGUUCUAGACACCCAACAGUUUGACUACAUCGUCCGCAUGAUGAACUGCACCCUGCAGGACUGCUCGCAUAUGGAUGAACAUGGUAUUGCUGCUGCUCUGCUGCCAUUGGUCACCGCCUUCUGUCGGAAACUGGGUGGAGGCAUCACUCAGUUCGCUUACAGCUGCGUACAGGAGCACAUGGUGUGGACGAACAUGCAGUUCUGGGAGGCCAUGUUUUUCAGUGAUGUUCAGAAACACAUCCGGGCCCUGUAUCUGGAGAACGAUGAGGAGGGAGACGCAUCUAGCCCUGACGGGGAGGGCGUUGGUGGUCAGAAGCGGCUGAGCGCUCUGGAGUUGGCGUCCGAGCAGAGCCGCCUGUGGCCCACACUUAGCAAAGAGCAGCAGCAGGAGCGCGUUCAGAAGGAAGAGAGCACGGUUUUCAGUCAGGCCAUCCACUAUGCCAACCGCAUGAGUUACCUGCUGCUGCCGCUCGACACCAGCAAGAACCGCCUGCUCCGCAACACCGGCCUGGGAGACUUGGAGAGCGUCAGCAACAGCUACGUCACUAACAGUAUUGCGGGCAGCAUGGCAGAAAGCUACGACACGGAGAGCGGCUUUGAGGAUGCCGAGACCUCGGAUGUUGCAAACUCUGUCAUUCGGUUCAUUAACCGUUUUGUUGACAAAGUGUGCAACGAGAGCGGCGUGACCAAUGAACACCUGAAGGCCCUUCACAUAAUGAUCCCAGACAUCGUUCAGAUGCACAUUGAGACAUUGGAAGCGGUUCACAGGGAGAGCAAACGACUGCCGCCCAUCCAAAAGCCCAAGCUUUUGAGACCAACGCUGCUCCCCGGUGAGGAGUUUGUGAUGGACGGCAUGCGGGUGCACCUUAUAGCAGACGGCCGAGAGGAAGCCACGGGCGCAAUGGGCGGUCCGCCUCUGUUACCUGCCGAGGGAGCCAUCUACCUCACUACCUACCGCCUCAUCUUCAAGGGCACGCCUGACCCUAACGUUGGAGAGCAAGUGGUCACCCGUUCCUUCCCUAUCGCUUCCCUCACGAAAGAAAAGCAGAUCUCUCUUAAAGUUCCCAUGGAUCAGUUCUUCCAGGAGAUACUCCUGCUGCGUUCCUGCACCUUUCAGCUGAUGAAGAUUGGCUUUGAUGAGGAGGUGGCAUCAGAUCUGGCGGAAGUGUUCAGGAAGCACAUGCAUAAGCUCAGAUACCCACAGCACGUCCAGGGCACAUUUGCCUUCACCAUGGGUCAGUCGGCAAAGCUGGUGGUGGAGCACAAGACCAAGGACAAGAACCAGUCGCUAAAAACGCUGUCUAAAAACCUGGUUAAAACUGCGAAGAGGACCAUUGGGCGUCAAUAUGUAACCCGAAAGAAGUAUUCUCCCCCGACCUGGGAAAACCGCAGCAGUUUACAGUCAGAGAUGGAUGAGGAUGAGAUCUCUGUGUCUGAAGAACCGGAUCAGAGUUCGCUCACGCUCUCCUCCACCAUCCGCUCAUCGGACCGGCAGACCAUGAGUAAUGUGGUCGAGCGGGCCUGCUGUCGGGACUACCAGCGGCUGGGACUGGGAACGCUCAGCAACAGCCUGACACGCUCUAAAAACGAACCCUUCCGGAUCUCCACCGCCAACCGGAUGUACACAGUCUGCCGAAGUUAUCCAGGGUUACUGAUUGUGCCUCAGAGCAUCCCCGAUGUCACUAUCCAGCGCAUCUCCCGCUGCUACCGGCAGAACCGCUUCCCUGUGGUGUGCUGGAGGAACUCACGCACCAAAGCUGUGCUACUACGCUCGGCUGGCCUGCAUGCUAAAGGCGUCGUGGGAUUCUUCAAAUCACCCAAUGCACCCACUGCAGGCCCGUCCCAGGCCGACUCCACCAGUCUGGAGCAAGAGAAGUAUCUGCAGGCCAUCAUCAGCUCCAUGCCCUCAUACAGCGAAGCCAGUGGUAGGAACACACUCAGUGGCUUCACCUCCUCACAGAUGAGCAGCUCAGACUCAUCAGACAAGCUGAGGCAGCCUAAAAUAGGAGCUUUAAUGAAACAAGUCAUGGGGACUAAAGAGGAGGUGCCAGGAACCUUCAGUCGAGGAGCGCUGGGUCAGAAGGCAAGGGUCAUCUCCCUCUCUCAGCCUAGAGUUUCAGUCAAGGCCCGCAAGUCACCUAGAGGAAAGUGGGGCAGUAUUCGUGGUAGUGGGCGGCUCAGCACGUAUGACCCUGAUGUGGGGAACAGGCUGGCUGGGAAAGAAUCCCCCCAGGCUAAUGGAGGCCCAUCCGAAACCUAUUUCCUUCGCCAACAAAGAGCGUAUCUCUACAUUAUUGGAGACAAGUCCCAACUCAAGGGUGGAAAGCAGGACUCCUUCCAGCAGUGGGAGGUGGUACCCAUCGAGGUCUUUGAUGUACGGCAGGUCAAGACCAGUUUCAAGAAGCUGAUGAAAGCCUGUGUGCCUUCCAUGUCCAACACUGAACCAAACAUGACCUUUCACCGCUGCCUGGAGGAGUCGGAGUGGAUGAAUCUGCUUCACAGGGUUCUACAGGUGUCCGUUCUUGUUGUGGAACUAUUGGACAAUGGUUCCUCCGUCAUGGUUAGUUUGGAAGAUGGCUGGGAUGUUACAACACAGGUUGUGUCCCUGGUGCAACUUCUGUCGGAUCCGUACUACCGAACGAUUGAUGGCUUCAGGCUGCUUGUGGAGAAAGAGUGGUUGUCAUUCGGUCAUCGCUUCAGCCACCGUGGAGCUCAGACGCUAGCCAGCCAGAGCAGUGGAUUCACACCUGUCUUCCUACAGUUCCUUGACUGUGUGCACCAGAUCCAUCUACAGUUCCCCAUGGAGUUUGAGUUCAGUCAGUACUAUCUGAAGUUCCUAGCCUACCACUACGUCUCCAACCGUUUCCGCACCUUCCUCCUGGACUCAGACUAUGAGCGCAUCGAGCUUGGUGUCUUGUAUGAGGAAAAAGGUGAGAGGAAGAACCCUCAGGUGUGCAAGUCUGUCUGGGAUUACAUUGACCGGCUCAACAAGAAGACCCCCAUAUUCUACAACUACAUGUUUUCACCUGAGGACGAUGAGGUCUUGAAGCCCUACAGUUUUAUCUCCAACUUGAAGGUUUGGGACUUUUACACAGAGGAAACGCUUUCUGAGGGUCCGUCCUUUGACUGGGAAUUAGUGCGGGGUCGGCCGGAGAAGCCACAGGAGGAAACCAGUGAUAGACAGGAGACGACAGCCCCCAAGUCCCAGCGGAGGAUCGUCUGGCCGUGUUAUGACAGCCUCAGUAAAGUACUACCUGAUGCCAUCACCAAACUCUUGCAGGACGUGCAGAACCUGGAAACUGAGUUGGGGCAACCUACGGAAAAAUGGAAGGACACAUGGGACAAGAUAAAGACAGCCCAACGGGUUGAGUCCAAACUAGAGAGCAGGCACUCCUUCUCCAGUUCUCUGCUCAUGUCGUCUAAUCUGAGUCACCAGCGCUGCUCUCAGGGUGUGUAUCUGCAGCAGAGCGGGGUCGGCUCCUCCAUCAACCUGGCUCUGGACUGUGAGGUCAGCGCCACAUCCACACCUGCAGCUGGUCGACCCAGUACCAGCACACUCUACAGCCAGUUCCAGAGCACUGAGAGCGAGAACAGGAGCUUUGAGGGUGUUUUAUACAAAAGAGGCGCUUUGCUGAAACCUUGGAAACCACGUUGGUUUGUACUGGAUAAGACCAAACACCAGUUGCGAUACUAUGACGCGAGGCAGGAUAAAGACUGUAAGGGAGUAAUCGAGCUAGCCGAAGUGGAAUCUGUCAUUCCGGGGACGCCCACCAUGGGAGCACCUAAAAACAUAGAUGAGAAAGCCUUCUUUGAUCUCAAGACGACCAAAAGAGUGUACAACUUCUGUGCCCAGGACAGCACGCACGCGCAGUUAUGGAUGGACAGUAUUCAGAGUUGCCUAUCUGAUGCGUAGGGGGAGGGGCCUUGCAGAGGACAGAACUGUGACACUUAGUGGGGGGCGGAGCCAGUGAAGGGCAGUGCUCAUAGCCAAUGGGCAGCGCUUCCCGAAGUUUACAGAGGGAAGUUGGAAAGGGCUUCCGUAUUGGUGGUAUUGAACUUUAUGAUGUCGCACCUCACCACAUUUCAGCGUUUUU